CAAACAAGAGGCAGCUGGAGAGGGGGUCCACUCGUCCACCUUGACGCUAAACUGAGCGAGCGAGUUGGCUCAUCUCAAAUCAACUCAUAACUCGUUAACCAUUUUCAUCACAUCCCAACCUCUUUCCUUCCCUUCGCCUGUGGUUGAGGAUGGCGAUGAAAGAUCAGAUCAACGAUGAACCGAUUCUCUCAAAGAGAGAUUACAUCAACAUUCAUUCUCACCCCAAUCUUAUCAAGAUUUUGCGCAAACAAGGGGACCAAGAAGUUCUAUUUGCAGAUAAAGUUUUGAAGUUCACUAGUUCAGGGAAAAUGAAAAGCCGCAUUCUUUUAAUUACAGAUUUUGCCAUUUACAUUGUUGACCCUGAGCUUGAUUCUCUUAAACGGAGGAUAGCACUUGCAGCUGUUGACAAGCUUUGUCUAAGUAAACUCAACGAUAACUUUUUGGCUGUCAUAGUUCCCAGUGAGUAUGAUUUACUACUUGCAAGUGCUCGAAAGAUGGAAAUUGUCAUUGCAUUUAAUGAAGCUACUAUGAAAUCAUCUGAUUAUGAGCUUGAGGUGGUUUCUUCUAAUAGGUUUGAGUAUAAUGCAGCAUCCGACUUGGUUAAGGAAAUUGAAUUUGAGGAAGUCGAAGGGGGUGUCAAAACAAGAAUUUUGAGGAAGUGAAUUUCAUUUUGUAUUUUUGCAAUGAUGUCUGUACACUUGGUAGGAGGAUUUUUUUAUUGGUUGUGUGGGAAAGGUUCUUAUGGGCAUAGCUUUCCCUUUCCCAAAGGUUAAUAGUAUCAGAAAUUGUAAAAGAAAAGAAAUGUAUAUGUGAUGUAAGUUUUCAGCUUAAAACCAGAUUCAGCUGUGUGUGUUUGGAAGAAUGAAAGUCUCCGUGACAACCUACAUAUCCUCAACUCUCCAAUUUGUAGCUUUGAAAAUUUUAUGGUGGGAGAGCUGGAAUCGUGCGGUCGUGGUGAGGCACCAUACAACCAAACACACGCUAUGUUAAUUUUGAUGUUAAUAUACUUCAGUCUGUGGCACCGCCACAUCAUAGAUGGUCAGUCUCUAUUCAUCUCAUCUGAGUUGAGUUGCCCACUGGAAUGAUAUCCCUGUAAGUCUAGAGGGAAUGCUUACCCUAUUUCUCUUUACAAACUGAAUGCACAGGGUUAAAUAAACUCGUAAUUUUAUAUCCAA
Medicago truncatula (barrel medic) is the source of this 1175-nucleotide messenger RNA. Its product is annotated as myosin IC heavy chain. NCBI's taxonomy places the organism in Eukaryota, Viridiplantae, Streptophyta, Magnoliopsida, Fabales, Fabaceae. The transcript has 4 exons. Bases 150 to 662 code for a protein of 170 amino acids. The record is from RefSeq and is a predicted model, not a curated record. Gene Ontology annotation, molecular function: cytoskeletal motor activity. Gene Ontology annotation, cellular component: myosin complex.